Molecule: messenger RNA, 2376 nt
Organism: Amaranthus tricolor (Joseph's coat)
Lineage: Eukaryota; Viridiplantae; Streptophyta; Magnoliopsida; Caryophyllales; Amaranthaceae
Product: calcium-dependent protein kinase 1-like
Exons: 8
Coding region: 249-2039 (596 amino acids)
Biological process (GO): intracellular signal transduction; protein autophosphorylation; peptidyl-serine phosphorylation
Cellular component (GO): nucleus; cytoplasm
Molecular function (GO): calcium/calmodulin-dependent protein kinase activity; calmodulin binding; calcium ion binding
Source: RefSeq, a predicted model, not a curated record
CUUCUGAGUUCCCUCCCGCUGUUCAAGUUUCAAAGGGUUGGUUUUCCCAAGUUGUAUUCGGUAUAAGCCGUAUAACUACUUGCUCUUUUUUACUUGAUAUAUUGUGUUUAAUAAGAGUAUAUGGCUCUUUAGUCUUUCCUAUGUUUCUCCUAAUACUUUAUGCUGCUGUGCAUCAGCUUUUUAAGGAUUAUAGUGGCAUUGGAUUUUGAUGUUAAAAGUAGAGGGUGUAUUGGAAGAAAUUGAUCUAGAUGGGAAAUACUUGUGUUGGGCCUAGUAUCUCAAGGGAUGGAUUCCUGCAAACAGUUUCAGGUGUAGUAUGGCGAAGCCGGUUGCCAGAUGAUACAGCUUCUGUCUCCAAUGGAGGAAGCCAUCAUCAACCAACUUCACCAUCUCCUGCUGAAGCAGAAGUGUCUAUACCCACCCAAAGUGAAGCCCCUAAACAAAUGACAAUUGCAAACCCCGAAACGGAUAAAACACCGGUGGUGGAUAAACCAGAGGCUGAACCAAUGGUAAUGCCGAAAGCAGAAGCUGAACCAGUAGAACAAGCAAAACCCAAGAAACCCCUCCAAUUCAAACGAACAACUAGUGCAGGGCUUCGAGUGGAGUCGGUUUUGCUAAAAAAGACGGGAAAUAUUAAGGAAUUUUACACUUUAGGAAGAAAAUUAGGGCAAGGUCAAUUUGGGACUACAUUCAUGUGUAUAGAAAAGAGUAGUGGGAAAGAGUAUGCCUGUAAAUCAAUAGCAAAAAGAAAGUUACUGACUAUUGAAGACGUCGAGGAUGUGAGGAGGGAAAUUCAGAUAAUGUACCAUCUUGCAGGGCACCCUAAUGUAAUUGCAAUUAAAGGGGCUUAUGAAGAUGCUGUGGCAGUUCAUUUGGUGAUGGAAUUGUGUAAAGGGGGUGAACUUUUCGAUAGAAUCAUUCAGCGAGGGCAUUAUACAGAAAGACAAGCAGCUGAUCUUACAAGAAUCAUAGCUGAUGUUGUGGAGACUUGUCACUCUUUAGGAGUCAUGCAUCGCGAUCUCAAACCAGAAAAUUUCCUCUUUGAGAGUCACCACGAGAAUUCACCCCUUAAAACUAUUGAUUUUGGACUAUCUAUAUUUUUCAAACCAGGUGAGAAAUUUACUGAUGUGGUUGGGAGCCCUUAUUAUGUUGCGCCUGAAGUACUAAGGAAACAUUACGGCCAAGAAGCAGAUGUGUGGAGUGUGGGAGUCAUAGUUUACAUCCUUCUUAGUGGAGUGCCUCCUUUUUGGGGAGAAACCGAGCAAGGAAUAUUUGAGCAAGUGCUGCAUGGAGAUCUUGAUUUUUCAUCAGACCCUUGGCCGAGUAUCUCUGAAGAGGCAAAAAAUUUGGUCAGUGGGAUGCUUGUACGCGAUCCUAAAAAACGGCUGACUGCUCAUGAAGUUCUAUGCCACCCUUGGGUGCAAGUUGAUGGUGUUGCACCAGACAAACCUCUUGAUUCUGCUGUUUUGAGUCGGUUGAAGCAGUUCAGAGCCAUGAAUAAACUAAAGAAAAUGGCUCUAAGAGUGAUUGCAGAUUGCUUAUCCGAAGAAGAAAUUGCUGGACUUAAAGAGAUGUUCAAAAUGAUAGACACUGACAAUAGUGGCCAAAUCACUUACGAAGAACUUAAGGUUGGAUUUGAAAAGGCUGGUGCCAUCCUCAAGGAGUCUGAAAUUUACGAUCUUAUGCAAGCAGCUGAUGUUGACAAUAGCGGGACAAUAGAUUAUGGAGAGUUCAUAGCUGCAACGUUACAUCUAAACAAAAUCGAAAAAGCAGAUAAUUUAUUUGCGGCCUUUAAUUAUUUUGAUAAGGACGGAAGUGGUUAUAUUACUGCAGACGAGCUUCAGCAAGCCUGUGAGGAAUUUGGAAUACAUGAUGCACGGUUGGAAGAGAUGAUUAAAGAAGCUGAUCAAGAUAAUGAUGGACGUAUUGACUACAACGAGUUUGUGGCAAUGAUGCAAAGUGGACAUCCAAAAUCAGUUCCCGGCAAAGAUCAAGAAAACAAUUUCAACUUCGGAUUGAGAGAAGCGUUGAAGUUUUAGCUGUCUCGCAGGUCCGAGGAUCAUUUUUGGUGUAAGUUUGUUUUCGUUCAUCUCAUUCCUUCUUUUAUAACGGUAAACCUUGCGUAAUUGAAGGUGAUUUGUGUAAAAAAAAUUGAAGCUGUAUAGCAGAGCAUGCUCUCAGUCCUUGGUUCUUGGUGAAUGCUGCAGAUAGUUUUUUUUAGGAAUUUAGCAACUGCUGUGAUAUUUUUACCCAUAUACAACUUAAGGGAAAAAAUUGAAUGUAUUGUUUGUUGUUGCCAAUAUUUUUAAAAAUAUUUUAGUUUAGACUCUCGGACUGGUGCGUUUGAUUUUGCACCAAAGGAUUCGAGUCGUUCUG